UCUGAGAAAUGGGCUAACUUUUUUAGUCUCAGCCCGGCCUAACCUGCACUUUGAUCAGGUCUAUUAUUUAGGAAUGGAGGUAGUAUCAUUUGAUUCAUUUCUUUCUCUUUCUUUUGACCCCACUAUUGUUAUAAUAUAUUCCCCUCUCACAUUAUAACUAGUGGUUUUUAAUUUAUAUUUUUCUCUUACUUUUCCAAAUUAUUAAAUCUAACCAUAACUCCACUUAUAUACAUCUAUUACUUUACUCUUUCUGUAUGUGCAUCUGGAUAUAUAUUUAUAAAAAAAAAAUAAAAUAAUUGUUUCUAAAGUGAUGAUAUGAUAUGAUAGGAUUGGAGUGAAGACGCCAUGGUUGCUUGUCACCAAACAAGAUAAAGAUUGGUGAGAAAUUCAAAAAUGGGUCUCGCAUAAAUCAAUAGCCACGUAAACAAAUCUGAAUAACUAAAUACGUGGUAUAACCUCUUUGGGCCUCCCUUCAUAUACACUCUUAAUUAACUCCCUUUAAAGCCAAGAUAACUCCACCCCACCACCCCAAUAUUCAAAUAUAUUCCAAAUAUCCCCAAAAAUUGGAAAAAAAAAAAUAAAAAAAAUCCCCGAAUUCUUAAACCCCAAUUCACUCCUCAUUCAUUCCUCCCAAAAUUACUCCCUCACUUUCUCUCUCCUCAAAAUCAAAUUCAUUCAUGGCGAUUUCAGAUGCCGUUGUCGGGAAUCUAAUGACGAUAUACUUAGCUUUAAUAGCGGCGAUUAAGGCGUACGGUCUUAUGAUGGGGCAGAGUUUCACCGGAAUAUUCAUACUGGCGGUGUCGACGGCGGUGGUGGGGUUGGUGUUAGUGACGACGCUGACGUGGGAUGUCUCACGGAAAGCGGUUUCACGAGUCGAUGUUAUUAACGGCGGCGCAGUCGGCGGCGCUGAGAUAUGUCGCGGCGGCAUUUGUUGGCAUGGUGUUGCCGACAAAUCUCCGGUGUCGCAGGUCUGGUUUCGAAUCCCUCAACAUCAUCAACCCUUUGUGCCUCCCAUGUAAAUUAAUUACUAUUUCAGAAUAUUAUUUUUGUCCUUUUUUUUAUAUAAAGUAAUUAAACAUUGUUUAUAAUUUAUAUACAUGUAUUUAUACGGUGUGCUUCUAGAAUCUCACUUGAAAUGUCAUCUUUUGUUGACUGUCGUAACUUGUAAGGCAGCUGGCUUGUAGAAUUUUUAUUUUUAUUUUUUAUUUUUUAUUUUUUUUUUGUGGAAUUUUUAUUUUGGGUAGAGUUUGAAGAUCACGGAUGUUAUUGUAAUGUAAGUAAAGUUAGUUGAAUCACAAUUUUGUAUAUUUAUAGUAAAUGAUGGAUAUUUUUGUACAAGUAUAUUGAUGAAUCUUUGUUUU
Messenger RNA from Chenopodium quinoa (quinoa), 1361 nucleotides. RefSeq lists its product as uncharacterized. The transcript has a single exon. The record is from RefSeq and is a predicted model, not a curated record. The coding region runs from base 678 to 1019 and encodes 113 amino acids. NCBI's taxonomy places the organism in Eukaryota, Viridiplantae, Streptophyta, Magnoliopsida, Caryophyllales, Amaranthaceae.